AUGGAAUUUCACGGAGCUCGUUCGGACACCUCCGGCCACCAAAUCGGACGAGUGAGCGUAGAUAGCUCGAUUUACGAGUUAGGUUUCAGCCGGUUUUCGAGUCACUGUUCCGGCCAUUUCCGGCCACUUUUUGGGGUAGGUCCAAGAACAAAAGUGGUUCCAAAUAGGGCACCACGCGCUGCCAGCGCGUGUGGCGGCGCGUGGGCAGCAGGGUGGGGACCACAGUCAGUCCUAGAAUGA
Molecule: messenger RNA, 240 nt
Organism: Prunus armeniaca (apricot)
Lineage: Eukaryota; Viridiplantae; Streptophyta; Magnoliopsida; Rosales; Rosaceae
Source: the annotation of a GenBank genome assembly